AUGGCUUCCGUCAUGCAGCGACCCAGAUCGACGCAGCCGGUCAGCCACGAUGUCAACUACGGUGAUAUUCAGCGUGGUCCAGCUCUGUCAUCAUCAUCGUCGAAUGCUGCUGGUCGCCAAACCCAAGGUGCAGUACCUCAGCCCCCGAGUGUCUUCGAGGGGGAUGUGCACUACCGCAACGAACACUUUGGCGACGGUGCCUCCCAUCACUACGGUGGCGGACCCAGCGCUGCCGACAGAGGGUCCUCGUUUACUGGAGGUGUCGACGGUGGCCGCUACUUCGGUGGUGACCCCUAUAUGCGUGGAGGACACGUCUCUUCUGGCUACGGGCAUGGCCUCACUCACGUUCAGGGCCAUGGCGACAGCCAGCAUGGCUAUUACGGCGGCUACGAAGACGAGGCAGCUUUGCUCGCUGACUCGUCUUCGGCACCACCAGGCGCCUCCGGCUUCGAAACCGACUUCGAGCUCGACCUGGCUGCAAGCCACCUCAACGCGACACUGGCUGGUGGUGGUGCCUCCGGUGCUGCGGUGCCCGACACCCCGUUUCGGGAAGCAGCAGAGAUGCAAGAUGCCCCCUCUGACGCUGAUCUCGCCACUGCGGGCUCGUUUCAAUUUCCAGAGCUGCCAGCCUCGCUGCUCGAUCAAGGGCCCGAGUAUGAAUAUUCAUCCCACACUCAGACCAACGUGUUCGAUGCGGUGCAGGAGUACGGUGAUGAGGGCGAUGAUGAGGCGGCGCGUUAUUAUGGCUUAGACCGAUAUGAUCCCGCACUCCUUGACUCGGUCACAACGGCGCAGGGCGCCCUGGGCGCAGACGAAACUCUUUGGGCCUACGAUGGUCCUCAGCACCACGAUCCACUAACAGCCAUGAGCCAGAUCAGCGGCGCAGACGCCUUCUCGACCCUCCAAGGUGCCUCGCCCUCGUUCCUCGGCGACUAUGCAGACGAGCCCUCGACGGCCCCCACCUCGAGGGCAUCUGAGUGGCGUGGGGAGGCAGGUGGCAGCGGCAGUGGAGGUGCUGUUGGUGGCAACAAUGCAAGUAAUGGCGGCGGGGGCGCAUUCUUGCCCCGGAACUCGCCUUACGGUUCGUCCAUGCAUCACACGCCCAAACGACGCCGUGACUCGCCAACCCAGCUCUCGCCCCAUCUUUCCUCUGCAAACGCCGCCCCGGGCUCGCACUGGAACAGUCGAAUUGAAGGUUGGCGCCAGCCUCACGCCGUCGGGGCCAUGGCCGCCCUGGGACCUCCUCCCUCUGUGCGCCGAAGCCUAAAUCAGCAAGCGCUCUACAGCAGCAACAGCAGCGGUAAUGUCAGCAGCGGCACCGCCAACGGUGCCAAUUCAUCGUCGGACAUGGGCCCGCCAUCGUCAUCGAGCAAUGCCGCCUCGAACCAGCAGCAGCACUAUAUGCCGCGUCUGAAGGCAUCCUCUGCCGAUGGUCAAAUGGUCCUUCAGCCCCAGGCUCUUUCUAAGCAGCAGCAGCAGCAGCAGCAAUCCUCGCCGGACGUGCAAGUCCCUCCAAACCUGGCCGGUGUCCCGCCGUCAGUCAUUGCGACGGCUGCCUCUGCACCUCCAAACUCGAAUUCGACUUCGUCUGCCCCGCCGCUCAACAAUGCCGCCAACUCUGGCUCGCAAUCGCAGGCCGAGAUGCUCAAUGCGCUCGGCAAUGCGAUGGACUCGGCUCUCGAGACCGAAGGUGUGGCCAAGUGCCCAUAUCCAGACUGCAACAAGACGUUUGCAAAGAACAGAAGUUACAACCUCAAAGCGCACCUCCGAAGCCAUUCGCAGCUCAAGCCGUUCGCGUGCGCCCACUGUCCUCGGGCCUUCAGCCGCAAACACGACCUCGAAAGGCACGCCAGGGUCCACUCGGGCGACAAACCGUACAUUUGUGAAGCGUGCGGCAAAGGCUUUCCGCGCUCCGAUGCCCUUAGGCGACACUGGCGUGUGGAGAAGGAGUGCGGCGACAAGGCAGCCGAGAUCGAGGCAGGCCAACCGCUGCCAAGCCUUCCGCCGGGCGUCAAUGCAGUCCCAGCCCAGGCCACACAGCCCGUGCCUGGAUUCGCAAACAUGUCUACGCCAUCAAGCAACGGAGGCCAGGGACCCACAACGACUGCAACGCCGCAUUCAAUCUACUACUCUUCAUCUGGUGCCAGCGGCGGAUGGGACACGGCAGCUUAUGCCACUAGCAGCAACGGGGGUGAUCGAAAGCGAAUCAAGACCGACUUAUAG
Messenger RNA from Acaromyces ingoldii, 2223 nucleotides. RefSeq lists its product as hypothetical. The transcript is spliced from 3 exons. Lineage: Eukaryota; Fungi; Basidiomycota; Exobasidiomycetes; Exobasidiales; Cryptobasidiaceae. The coding region runs from base 1 to 2223 and encodes 740 amino acids. The record is from RefSeq and is a predicted model, not a curated record.